AUGACAGAAGUGAAAGGAACUCCCAUCAUUAAAGGUUCACGAACAAUGCAAAUAACUGGCUUAUAUAAAGGACGGGCAAUUAUUAUAAAAGACUCUUACAGUGUUAUAAAUAAGAAGCUUAAACUAUUUCCUGCUAUGUUUAACUUACAAACAGGACCGAAAGAAGUAUUUCCAUAUAACUACUACAGCAGUACUUUGUUAGCAAAUGACAACAGAACUGGUGUCAUUUCUGAAGCAUGUAAGUUUGUAAAAGAUAUUGAAACGUUCAUGAAAAACAUAGAUUCCAUCAAAGGUUGCAGAAUAGAUGAAAACCAUUUCGACUUAGAAAAAUAUAGCUCAUUUUAUUGUAAACAAGAUGUAAGAAUUUUAAGAGAAGGUUUUGUUAAGUUCCGCAAUGACAUAUUGAAAGAAUUUGAUUUAAACGUUUAUGACUACGUUAGUAUUUGUUCAAUUGCUAACAAAUUAUUUGAGAACAGAGUAUACUUCCCGAAUGGAAAUCUUUAUGACCUCUCAAAUAAACCAAGAGAAUUUAUUUCGAGAUGCAUUCAAGGUGGAAGAUGUAUGUUGUCAGAUAACAUGAAACAAAAGAGCGAAAAGAAACUCAUUGCUGACUUCGACGCUGUUUCAUUAUAUCCAUCCGCUAUAGCAAGACUUUAUACUUUAGAAGGUAUUCCAAAGGUUAUGAAGGAUGAGAUGCUAAGCACAGAGUAUCUCAUGAGACAUUUAUUCGAUGACGACCAAAAGGAACCCAUUGGUGAAAAGUUUAUGUCUGGCUUCUUUGUUCUCAUUAAGAUAACAGAGAUUGGAAUACCCAGACACUUUCCUUUAAUAGUUUGUGACCCUGAACUAAAUCCAGAACUUAACGUUCCCAGAAGUUCAAACACUUGCUGUUUAAUGUAUGUUGACCAUAUAACAUUACAAGACCUCAUAAAAUAUCAAGGUGUCAAAUGUGAAGUGUUGCAAGGAUACUAUUACGAUGGAAACAGAGAUAUUAGAAUAAGAGAUGAAGUAAAGAAGUUGUUUGAGUUAAGGUUAAAGUAUAAGAAAGAAGGAAAUCCUUUGCAAGAAAAUAUAAAGCUCAUUCUGAACAGUAUUUAUGGCAAAACUAUUCUAUCUCCUAUUGAGUCAAAAAUAACCAUAGUAGAUGACAAAGAUGCUAUAAGAUAUGCCAUCAGAAACUACAACCAUAUAGUGAAGUUCGAAGGUUUGGAUGGUUCAGA
This is a messenger RNA of Trichomonas vaginalis G3, 1220 nucleotides long. RefSeq names its product organellar and viral DNA polymerase type B. The record is from RefSeq and is a predicted model, not a curated record. The transcript has a single exon. NCBI's taxonomy places the organism in Eukaryota, Parabasalia, Trichomonadida, Trichomonadidae. Gene Ontology annotation, molecular function: nucleotide binding; DNA-directed DNA polymerase activity; DNA binding. The annotation marks the transcript as partial. Gene Ontology annotation, biological process: DNA replication.